Haemorhous mexicanus (house finch) is the source of this 889-nucleotide messenger RNA. Its product is annotated as basic salivary proline-rich protein 2-like. The transcript has 3 exons. The record is from RefSeq and is a predicted model, not a curated record. NCBI's taxonomy places the organism in Eukaryota, Metazoa, Chordata, Aves, Passeriformes, Fringillidae. The coding region runs from base 1 to 768 and encodes 255 amino acids.
AUGCGAUCGGGCAUCACUCGAAAAUGGCGCCGAAAGAGCGGAGGGCUCUUCAUUCAAAUUCGAAAAUAUGAACAGCGCCUCCCCCCCGCGCCCCCCCCGCGCCUCCAAGGACCCCCGCGGCUCCCGCUGCGCUCAGGUUGCAGCCUGACCCCCCUUGUCCCCCCCCAUGGCCGCGCACCCCGCCGCAGCCAGAGGAGGGUUCGGAGCGCUCGGCGCUUGCCCGCAGCGCGCGGGCCCGAUCCCGAUCCCGACUGGCAGCCGCCGCUCCCCAUCCCCCUCCUGCCGCCGCACCGGCUCCGGGCGGCAGCGCCCCGGGGCGCCCCCCGGCCGUCCCCCGGCCGGGCUUGCGAGCAGCCCCUGAGCGGCGGAGCGGGGCUGUGGGCUCAUCCCGGGGCAGAGCGGGCCCGGAGCGGACUACACUGGUCAUUGCAAAAAAAAAAAAAAAAACAACAACCAACCCAAAAAGAAAACCAAACCAAAACAAACCCCAAACCAACUAAAAUACCCCACACACACAAACAAAAAAAAAAAAAAAAAAAAAAAGGAAAAAAGAAGGAAAAAAAAAGGCAAAAAGCCCUCUCGGAGGAACUUCACGGAGCGAGGUUCAACUCGGGCAGCGCUCCCGCCUCGGCUGCGCGCGGAGCGCUCGGAGAGAAGGCGAACUUUCAUUUUCACGCCGCAUCCUCCCCUCCGCCCCAAGCUGUGACUGAUCGUAAGAUACCUGAUGGCCGGUACAAAACACCCAGCUUUUGGGCUCAAAAAGCCUAGACCAUCAUGGCUACGAAAACUGCUGCUCAGAGUAUGUAAUUCUGGAGCUCCUUAAGGAAAAAAGUUGUGUGAUGCAACAUGUAAGUAAUCACAUAGCAAAUAUUAUACAUUUAUGUUAUUA